CGUGCACACUCACCCUGAGCGGCCCAGCCCUGUCCUCCCCUCCCCCUGGGACCCCCUGAGUCUGCACAGCACCCCCAAGCUGCAACCCCCCACCCCACGCACCACCACCCAAAAAUAAGCAGCUCCCUCCCCAACCCUAUGGAACAAUAGCACAGAGUGGUACAAGUGCUGCUGCCUGGCACUGGGGGCUCAGCUGACCUUGCUGGGGCCGUUCCUGCCGCUGCAUCUUUACAAGUUCAAGUGGAACCUUCUCUGGAAUCGGCACAAUCGCUGGGUGCAGCAAGGGACCCGAAGAGGAUUCCAGCCUGCAAACUUCCCUCUAGGUUUCUCUUUGUGCAGAAUCCAGGCCUCGGCUUGGAUUUCCCAACCUCAAUCAUGGAGCCGAGCAGUUGGAGCGGCAGCGAUAGUCCUGCCGAUGACAUUGAGAGGAUGAGCGAUUCGGCAGAUAAACCCAUGGACAAUGACGCCGAGGGGGUCUGGAGCCCGGACAUUGAGCAGAGCUUUCAGGAGGCCCUGGCCAUCUAUCCCCCCUGCGGCCGUAGGAAAAUUAUCUUGUCUGACGAAGGCAAAAUGUAUGGUAGGAAUGAACUGAUAGCCCGAUAUAUCAAAUUAAGGACAGGGAAAACGCGGACCAGGAAACAGGUGUCUAGUCACAUUCAGGUUCUUGCCAGAAGGAAAUCUCGUGAUUUUCAUUCCAAGCUAAAGGAUCAGACAUCAAAGGACAAAGCACUGCAACACAUGGCGGCCAUGUCAUCUGCUCAGAUCGUGUCGGCUACUACAAUUCACAACAAGCUGGGCCUGCCCGGAAUCCCCCGGCCUGCCUUCCCUGCUGCUCCCGGGUACUGGCCAGGAAUGAUCCAGACGGGCCAACCUGGUUCUUCCCAAGAUGUGAAGCCAUUUGCUCAACAAGCCUAUCCCAUUCAGCCAAGCGCCACCGCACCAAUUCCAGGAUUCGAACCUGCCGCUCCCCCAGCAUCCUCUGUUCCAGCAUGGCAAGGUCGCUCCAUUGGCACAACCAAACUACGACUGGUGGAAUUCUCAGCGUUUUUAGAACAGCAGCGGGACCCUGAUGCAUACAACAAACACCUCUUUGUGCACAUUGGACAAGCAAAUCAUUCUUACAGCGAUCCGCUGCUUGAAUCCGUAGACAUUCGCCAGAUCUACGACAAGUUUCCAGAGAAGAAGGGAGGACUGAAGGAACUGUUCGGGAAGGGACCCCAAAAUGCAUUUUUCUUGGUUAAGUUCUGGGCGGAUUUAAAUUGCAAUAUUCAGGAUGACACUGGGGCGUUUUACGGUGUCACAAGUCAGUACGAGAGUUCAGAAAACAUGACGAUAACCUGUUCUACUAAAGUCUGCUCGUUUGGGAAACAAGUUGUGGAGAAAGUAGAGACAGAAUACGCAAGGUUUGAGAAUGGCCGAUUUGUAUAUAGGAUAAACCGCUCUCCGAUGUGCGAAUAUAUGAUAAAUUUUAUCCACAAGCUAAAGCACUUACCGGAAAAGUACAUGAUGAACAGCGUCUUGGAAAACUUCACUAUUUUAUUGGUCGUCACGAACAGAGACACACAAGAGACUCUGCUCUGCAUGGCGUGUGUUUUCGAGGUCUCAAACAGCGAACACGGCGCACAGCAUCACAUCUACAGGCUUGUUAAAGAUUGAGCGACCCUCCCUACGGUCGACCCCCUACCCACGUACACACUACAGAAACCUUCACAGUGGAAAACAGACUUAAACUCACACAAGUGGCAGUGCCUCUGUCUCACCCAGCAAGUUUCAGUGAAGUCUCUUUGAAAAUCUGUUUAUAAUUCAUUGGUAGCUGUGAAACGUUACGGUUGUAAAGAUUUUUAUUUCUUUUUUUUAAAAAAAUUACUUAUUUUGGGAGUUGACACACUGCAAAGACACGCUGAGCCUUGCAGAGCAAACGCACAGCAACGCGUUUCACGGCGACGCUACAUCGUGCAGAAUCCUACUUUAAGUAGACUUUGUACUGGUGGAUGGAGAGAGAGAGAGAGAAAGAUAAAAAAACAAAAUCAGAAUUUUUUUUCUUUUGAAAAAAAUUCAGCCUUUUUAAACUUUUCACUUAAAAAUAUGACGCUUGGACAAUUCAAGCACGAAACGCUAAGAAAUGGUAUGAAUGUAAGGAGACAUUUGAGAAAUGUUUCUUUUUAACUACCUGAGGGAGGGGCAUACAGAAUGUAAUUCUCUAAAUUAUUUUAAAAAGAGGAAAGAAAAAAAUUGUUUUAUAAGAAAA
Xenopus laevis (African clawed frog) is the source of this 2248-nucleotide messenger RNA. It is a transcript of the gene tead1.S, whose product is annotated as TEA domain family member 1 (SV40 transcriptional enhancer factor) S homeolog. Gene Ontology annotation, biological process: hippo signaling; regulation of transcription by RNA polymerase II; regulation of DNA-templated transcription. Gene Ontology annotation, cellular component: transcription regulator complex; nucleus. Gene Ontology annotation, molecular function: DNA-binding transcription factor activity, RNA polymerase II-specific; DNA binding; RNA polymerase II cis-regulatory region sequence-specific DNA binding. Lineage: Eukaryota; Metazoa; Chordata; Amphibia; Anura; Pipidae. The record is from RefSeq and is marked provisional.